Cladocopium goreaui is the source of this 514-nucleotide messenger RNA. The record is from the annotation of a GenBank genome assembly. Lineage: Eukaryota; Dinophyceae; Suessiales; Symbiodiniaceae.
GUACAAAGCACGCCAAGUUCUGGCCACAGGUUCGCUGCUUUUGGACGGCCCUGGGCCUGGUGCUGAGGGUGUUGCAGGCCAUGGCCGGCUGGGUUUGGGACCUAUCCGACGAGCGCAACUCUUCGAGACUUGUGAAGACACCAGCAGGCUGGGGCAGCUCUACGCCGCUUUUUCAAUGGAGCGCGCUGCUUCCGCCGGACAGAACGCGCGGCAGCCCUUCGUGACCCUGGCAUUCGGAGCAGGUGAUGGUCCUCAGAGAAGCAUCCGAGACGAGAGGCUGUUUGGACAGCUUGGUUUGGGCCUAGCAUUGCUGGGAGCGCCUGGCAACGUGGUGAAGGAGUCCAUGGACGGAAGGGCAGAGACCGACAACCCUGAGCCCAUUCCUCACGCGCCGACUCUGAUUCACAGACAGGCAGCAGGUUUGCUAAUGCUCUACUCCAACUAGUUACAUCUAGUUAGUUGCACCGCAUUGAAAAAGUUGCAAGUGCUCCAGGCCCUGCAGGCUAUCGGAAAA